Rhinopithecus roxellana (golden snub-nosed monkey) is the source of this 3408-nucleotide messenger RNA. It is a transcript of the gene OVCH1, whose product is annotated as ovochymase 1. Gene Ontology annotation, biological process: proteolysis; acrosome reaction. Gene Ontology annotation, molecular function: serine-type endopeptidase activity. The record is from RefSeq and is a predicted model, not a curated record. NCBI's taxonomy places the organism in Eukaryota, Metazoa, Chordata, Mammalia, Primates, Cercopithecidae.
AUGGGUGUGCUGGCCAGUGCUAGUUUGUUGCUAUUGCUGGUCAUCGGCCACCCCAGAAGCCUAGGACUGAAGUGUGGAAUUCGCAUGGUCAACAUGAAAAGUAAGGAACCUACCGUGGGAUCUAGAUUCUUCUCUAGAAUUAGUAGUUGGAGAAAUUCAACAGUGGCUGGACAUCCGUGGCAGGUCUCCCUAAAAUCACAUGAGCACCACUUCUGCGGAGGAAGCUUGAUUCAAGGAGAUCGUGUUGUUACAGCAGCACACUGCCUGGACAGCCUCAGUGAGAAGCAACUGAAGAACAUAAUUGUGACUUCUGGGGAGUACAGCCUCUCUCAGAAGGAUGAGCAAGAACAGAAUAUUCCUGUCUCAAAAAUUAUUACCCAUCCUGAAUACAACAGCCAUGAAUAUAUGAGUCCUGAUAUUGCACUGCUGUAUCUAAAACACAAAGUCAAGUUUGGAACUGCUGUUCAGCCAAUCUGUCUUCCUGACAGUGAUGAUAAAGUUGAACCAGGAAAUAUUUGCUUGUCCAGUGGAUGGGGCAAGAUUUCCAAGACAUCAGAAUAUUCAAAUGUCCUACAAGAAAUGGAACUUCCCAUCAUGGAUGACAGAGCGUGUAAUAUUGUGCUCAAGAGCAUGAACCUCCCUCCCCUGGGAAGGACCAUGCUGUGUGCCGGCUUCCCUGAUUGGGGAGUGAACACCUGCCAGAGGGACUCUGGAGGACCACUGGUUUGUAGAAGAGGUGGUGGAAUCUGGAUUCUUGCUGGGAUAACUUCCUGGGUAGUCGGUUGUGCUAGAGGUUCAGCUCCUCUAAGAAACAACCACAUGAAGGCAUCACUUGUCAUUUUCUCCAAAGUGUCUGAGUUGAUGGAUUUUAUUACUCAGAACCUGUUCACAGGUUUGGAUCAGGGCCAACCCAUCUCAAAAGUGGGUCUGAGGUAUGUAACAAAGGCCCUGAGUUCUGUCCAAGAAGUGAACGGAAGCCCGAGAGGAGAGGGUAUUUUAGACAUGGAAAAGCAAGUUGGAUGUGAUCAUGACUAUGUAGCUUUACAAUCAAGCAGUGGAGUGCUUAUUAGUAAGUAUACCAGAGAUCUCAUGGAAGAUGAUGGAAAACAAAACAAACAUGGAUACGUCUGUGGAAAAAUAUUGCCCUCACCAUUGCUGACAGAGACCGGUGAGACCAUGGUUCCAUUUGUUUCUGAUACAGAAGACAGUGGCAGUGGCCUUGAGCUUACCUUUACUGCCAUACAGAACUCAGAAGCAGGGUCAGGUUGUGGAAGUGUGGCUAUACUGGUAGAAGGGACAAAUCACUCCGCCAAGUAUCCUGAUUUGUAUCCCAGUAACGUAAGGUGUCAUCGGUUCAUUCGUGCUCCAGAGAAACACAUUAUAAAGUUGACAUUUGAGGACUUGACAGUCAAACUUAGUCCAAACUAUAUUUAUGAUGCUGUUGUGAUUUAUGGUGAUUCUGAAGAAAAGCACAAGUUCGCUAAACUUUGUGGAAUGUUGACCAUCACUUCAGUAUUCAAUGCUAGUAACAUGAUGGUGAUUUACUUUAAAAGUGAUAGUAAAAAUCGUUUGCAGGGCUUCAAAGCUAGAUUUACCAUUUUGCCCUCAGAGUCUUUAAACAAAAUUGAACCAAUGUUACCUCCCCAAAACAAUCCUGUAUCUACUGUAAAAGCUAUUCUGCAUGAUGUCUGUGGCAUCCCUCCAUUUAGUCCCCAGUGGCUUUCCAGAAGAAUUGCAGGAGGGGAAGAAGCCUGCCCCCACUGUUGGCCAUGGCAGGUGGGUCUGAGGUUUCUAGGCGAUUACCAAUGUGGAGGUGCCAUCAUCAACCCAAUGUGGAUUCUGACCGCAGCCCACUGUGUGAAAUCGAAGAAUAAUCCACUCUCCUGGACCAUUAUUGCUGGGGACCAUGACAGAAACCUGAAGGAAUCAACAGAGCAGGUGAGAAGGGCCAAACACAUAAUGGCGCAUGAAGACUUUAACACACUAAGUUAUGACUCUGACAUUGCCCUAAUACAACUAAGCUAUCCUCUGGAGUACAGCUCGGCAGUGAGGCCAGUAUGUCUCCCACACAGCACAGAGCCUCCGUUUUCCUCAGAGAUCUGUGCUGUGACCGGAUGGGGAAGCAUCAGUGGAGAUGGUGGCUUAGCAAGUCGCCUACAGCAGAUUCAAGUGCAUGUGUUAGAAAGAGAGGUCUGUGAACAUACUCACUAUUCGGCCCAUCCAGGAGGGAUCACAGAGAAGAUGAUCUGUGCUGGCUUUGCAGCAUCUGGAGAGAAAGAUUUCUGUCAGGGAGACUCUGGUGGGCCACUAGUAUGUAGACAUGAAAAUGGUCCCUUUGUCCUCUAUGGCAUUGUCAGCUGGGGAGCUGGCUGUGUCCAGCCAUGGAAGCCGGGUAUAUUUGCCAGAGUGAUGGUCUUCUUGGACUGGAUCCAAUCAAAAAUCAAUGGUCCUGCUUCACUUCAGACAAAUAAUAAAUGCAAAACCUUAAAACAACAAUUGCUACCACCCAUACCUUCGCCAGGCAGUGCAUCUUGGACAGGCUGUUGCUCUGAAGCAGAGCUAGAAAAGCCCAGAGGCUUUUUUCCCACUCCACGAUAUCCACUGGAUUAUAGAGGAAGACUGGAAUGUUCUUGGGUGCUCAGAGUUUCACCAAGCAGUAUGGCAGAAUUUACUGUUGAGUAUCUGUCACUCCUGGGGUCUCCUGUGUGUCAAGACUCAGUUCUAAUUAUUUAUGAAGAAAGACACAGUAAGAGAAAGAUGGCAGGUGGAUUACAUGGGAGAAGACUUUACUCAAUGACUUUCAUGAGUCCUGAACCACUGGUGAGGGUGACAUUCCAGUCCUUUGUACAAGGUGCAUUUGGCAUAAGUUAUCUAGUGUUGAAAGUCCUAGGUCCAAAGGACAGUAAAACAACCAGACUUUCCCAAAGUUCAAACAGAGAGCACUUGGUCCCUUGUGAGGAUAUUCUUCUGACCAAGCCAGAAGUGAUCAUGCAGAUCCCAAGAAAUUCUCACAGAACUACUAUGAGUUGCCAGUGGAAGUUAGUCACCCCUUUAAAUCACAUCAUUCAGCUUAAUAUUAUCAACUUCCCAAUGAAGCCAACAAGUUUGGUCUGUCAUGGUCAUCUGCAUGUUUACGAAGGAUUUGGACCAGGAAAAAAAUUAAUAGCUUCAUGGGCUGGAACUCUGGCAAUGAUACUGACACAAGAAAAAAGAGAAAAACUGAAUUUUCUUAACACAUAUAUCAUGCCUAUAUGGGAAAAAUUUUGGUAUGAUAAUGUAAAAAGUGUUGGAAAAAGAAAAAAGAAGAAAUUUGCAUCAAAUUUAAGUUAUAGUAUGGAGGCUGGGAAGUCCAGGAUCCAGGUGCCAGCAGAUUUGGUGCCUGCUGAGGGCUCACUUUCUGGUUCUUAG